AUGGGCACCACUUCUUUCUUGACGAGGGUCCGGGGUCUGCUCCGCAUCCGGAAUCAGCUGGUGCGAGAAUGCCUGGCUGAGCUGCUGGCCACCUUCAUGCUCAUUAUAAUCACCCUGAGCAGCUCAGCACAGAAGACCACCAGCUUUGAGAUGAAGGGGAACAUCCUCACCAGCUACCUGGGAGGUGCCCUGGCUGUCAUGGUGGGCAUCUACACAGCAGGGGGAAUCUCUGGGGCCCACAUGAACCCAGCAUUCUCCUUUGCCAUGUGCCUGACAGAGCAGUUUCCUUGGUGGAAGUUUCCCAUUUUUGUGGUCGUGCAGAUGUUGGGAUCUUUCGUAUCUGCUGGAGCUGUUUACAUCCUCUACUAUGAUGCCAUCUGGCACUAUAGCAAUGGGACCCUCACUGUCUCUGGCCCCCGAGAAACUGCCUCCAUCUUCGCCACUUACCCGGCUGACUACGUCUCCAUCCCCAAUGGCUUCUUGGACCAGGUGAUCGGCACAGGGGUGCUGAUACUGGGUAUCAUGAGUAUCAUGGACACCCGCAACAAGGCCGUCCCCAAGGGCCUGGAACCAGUGGUUGUGGGUCUCUUGGUGCUCUCCAUUGAGUCCUCCAUGGGGGCCAACUGUGGCUGCCCCAUGAACCCUGCGCGGGACUUCGGGCCCCGGCUCUUCACCUAUGUGGCAGGCUGGGGCCCCGAGGUGUUCAGCAGGGGCAAUGGGUGGUGGUGGGUGCCAUUGGUAGCACCACUGCUGGGGGCCGCCGUGGGCACGUACCUGUACCAGCUCUUUGUGACUUUCCACUACCCGGAGGAGGACAGCGAAAUCCUGGCAGAGCAGGGCUCGAUCGUUCUAGUCAACACCGCCAUCGACCCCGACACCAGGAUGUUGACCAAGGAGAAGGAUACUGGGGAAACAGUGCCUGCCGGGUACCCCCCAGCACCACGCGCCAGCAGUACAGCCUCCCCCACAGCCCCUGUCACACCAUUAAAAGAGUCCUGA
Molecule: messenger RNA, 999 nt
Organism: Hirundo rustica (Barn swallow)
Lineage: Eukaryota; Metazoa; Chordata; Aves; Passeriformes; Hirundinidae
Gene: AQP10
Product: aquaporin 10
Exons: 6
Coding region: 1-999 (332 amino acids)
Biological process (GO): glycerol transmembrane transport; water transport
Cellular component (GO): basolateral plasma membrane; plasma membrane
Molecular function (GO): urea transmembrane transporter activity; glycerol channel activity; water channel activity
Source: RefSeq, a predicted model, not a curated record